This is a messenger RNA of Oncorhynchus gorbuscha (pink salmon), 2019 nucleotides long. Its product is annotated as tsukushi-like. Gene Ontology annotation, molecular function: protein binding. Bases 531 to 1598 code for a protein of 355 amino acids. NCBI's taxonomy places the organism in Eukaryota, Metazoa, Chordata, Actinopteri, Salmoniformes, Salmonidae. The record is from RefSeq and is a predicted model, not a curated record. The transcript is spliced from 2 exons.
UAUAAUUUGCCUCAAUUAUUUAAAUGAAGUUACUGGGUAUAAACAUAUCACAUAAUCUUCACACAAUUCACUGGCGACACUAAAUCUGAAGAGGUUCAGAGAUCGGAUCGUCUUCCCUGUCAAGCAUAGGUUAUUCCUCGUGAUACCAUAAUGUUCAGUGCAUGGGCGCAUUCAUAUUCUACAGCGCGGAUGGCUUGACUGAGGAUUUUUGUUUGCAGGAUAGCUUGACCGCAGUAGAUUUUGCAUCGUGAGCCAUGGCACGAGUUUUUCCGCAAAAGUAAUCUGAGAAGAACGAGGUUAGAAAUAGGUUAAAAUGGGCGGCACACUUCUGCUUGCGUGAAAGUCGUUACAUGGACUGUACUGGUGAAAAGUUAUGCGGCAGAUGGGGGAAUCAGACAAAGAGGAAAACAUGUAAACGACAGUCUGUUUUAACAUAAUACUGUCUCUUGACAUCGCAAAGGGAUCUAUUUGAACAUAUCGGCUGAAUAAGUGCCACAAACGUGGUACAAUUCUUCAAGAAAGGAUUUGCUAUGUCCAGUUUCCUGGGUGUGAGUGUUUGGUUCUUGCUUGUCCUUCACUAUGUGGCUGCAGUGAUGGACUGCCACCCGGGUUGUCGCUGUGAAGUCGAGAGCUUCGGCCUGUUCCACAGCUUCAGCCUGACCCGGGUCGACUGUAGUGGGGUGGGCCGUGGUCAUGGCCUGGUGGUCCCCAUCUCCAUCCCCCUGGACACCUCCUCCCUAGACCUGUCCUCCAGCGCCAUCCACACCAUCGCUGACUCCAUGCUGUCUGGGCCGGGCUACACCACGCUGGCCAGCCUAGACCUCAGCAACAACCUCCUCUCCAGGCUCAACAGCAGCAUCUUCUCCAGGCUGCGCUACCUGGAGACCUUGGACCUGAGCCACAACACCCUGGAGGAGCUGGCCCCCGGCUGCUUCUCUGGCUUGCCCCUGGCCGAGGUGGACCUGAGCGGCAACAGGCUCCAGGAGGUCAACCUGGAGGUCUUUUCCAACAAGGGCCACGGUGCAGGACCUCUCAAUGUGGACCUGUCUAACAACCUGCUGAACACUGUCACGACUAGGGAUCCACAGGUGCUAAGCCCUCCUAACAUUCAGAGCCUCAGUCUGGCAGGGAAUCGUCUGAGGGCUGUGCCCAAGCUGCAGGGCCUCCCUCUAAGGUCUCUGAGCCUGGACGGCAACCCCAUCCUCAGCAUCGAAAGGCACAGCUUCACAGGGCUAAGGGAUCUGGCUUACCUGUCUCUCAGUGGACUGUCUGAGCUCACCUCCAUCCAGCUCCAAAGUUUCAGUGAGCUGAGCAGCCUGCAGGUCCUGGACCUGUCCCACAACAGCAGGCUGAGACCACUUAACCCUGAGGUGUUUAGCGGACUGGCUGCCUUACAGGAGCUCAACCUGUCCAACUCAGGGGUGGUGUCUCUGCCCAGCAACAUUCUCAACCUCCUGCCCAGCAUCAAAAGCAUCGUUCUCAGGGAGAAGGUAAACUGUUGGAAGACCCAUAGACAGGUGCAGUUCCACAGACAGAUAGGAGGACAGUCAACAAGGGGGGAGGAAUUGACCUGUGAUGUCAUAGGAAUUGUUUUAUGAGUCUGCCGGCCUUAACAGGUUGGUCAAAAUGAAGAAGGUGGAGAAGCAGUGAGAGCCUCACAGUGAAAUCAGCUUAUACAGUAAUCACACUAUAUUUCAGAAUUCAGUCCUCAGAUUUGUGCAUCAUCAUCAAGGGUUGCACUCAAUUUCAAAAUAUAGCUUUUGUUCCACUGCUUCAAGGGAGUGUGCAAUAAAAUGCCAGUGUACAACAGUGGCCAUGGGCUAAUAAAUUAUGCUGGCAACUGUACUAACCAUCUUGAUAACAUGGCAACGUGUGAUGAUUUACAAGGACAAAGUCAGAAAUGAUUACCUGAACUUGUUUUGUAGUUUUCAAUCCCUUUUCUAUUUUUUAACGAAUUCAACUGAACUAAAUAAUGACAACUCAUACAGUGUUAUGAUGCAUUAAUGUCCAUCAGACAAU